CAGGUGCACACUAAAACCUUCAACAUCCUCGUUCAGGUGCAUACUAAAACCUUCAACAUCCUCGUUCAGGUGCACAGGUUUUCAGCAAAUUAUUUCAAAAGAAGAAUAUGUUCAUAAAAACCAGCACAGACUUUUUUGUCACUUCCUCCUUCAACAGGAUGUAGGCGGUGAUGCGAUCACAACCUCAACAUGGUAAUUGUGUCCAAUCAGAAGUCCAUUUAUUGAUUGGUUCUAAUUAGUGGACUAAAUUUCUUCACAUAAUUUUUUCACUACAAAAAUAAUUCCCUGAUGAUUCUUUCGGUUCAUGUGUGAUUCCUCUCAGCUGCAUGCAGGUGGAUGAUAUUAUCACAAUGUGGGCCACAAUGAGUCACAAGUUCUGCUUGUAUGUCUGUCUUUUAUUAUUAUUAAUUUCCCGCUUAAGCAAAAAAUUCCUGAAAUUAUAGAGAAAGAUUUUUCAUUCCUGUCAGUUAUAACAACAUCUUACUCACCAACUUCAGCUUUACAAGAACUGUAUCCAUCAGCAAAACAACAGAUAGAUUUCCCUCUCAAUGAAAGUGAAACCACAGGAGGACAUUUCUCCCAAACCACCUGUUGCACCUGAUCAACACACUACAGGUGUGUGUGUUUAUAACCUGAUUAAAGUUGGUGAGUAAAAUGUUCUCAUAAGUGAUGGAAUGUAAACAAAAAGCAUGAAAAGCAGUAGUUUGUGUGAUAACAGGUAGUUUAUGUUGCAGCUCUCUCCGUACGAUAACCUCCUCCUCUGCCAGCCGGUCUCCUCUCCUCUCCCUCUCAGUGGUGCCAGCUUCCUGAAGCUCCUCCAGAACCUCGGUCCAGAGAACACCUGCACGCUGCUGCUCGCCGUCCUCACCGAACACAAACUGUUGCUCCACUCGUUGCGUCCCGACGUCCUGACCUCCGUCAGCGAGGCCCUCGUCUCCAUGAGCUUCCCCCUGCGGUGGCUGUGUCCCUACAUCCCUCUGUGUCCGCUGCAGAUGGCCGACGUUCUUCUGGCUCCGAUGCCGUUCAUCGUUGGGGUUCACUCAAGCUACUUCGACCUGUACGACCCCCCCACUGAUGUGGUCUGUGUGGACCUGGACACCAACACCAUCUUCCAGUGAGUCCGUCACUGCAGGGCUGUGUUUAUAAACCUUACACACAGAUAUAUGUAUAUAUUAGUGCUGGCCAAGUUAACACUUUACUAUCGUGUUCAUUCAUUAAAGCCGACAAUUAUUUUAUUGCGCGUUAACGCAGUUUUUUAAAAAUUUAUUAUUAAGCGACAUUUUUAACACAA
This is a messenger RNA of Anarrhichthys ocellatus (wolf-eel), 1291 nucleotides long. RefSeq names its product DENN domain-containing protein 4B-like. Bases 726 to 1118 code for a protein of 130 amino acids. Gene Ontology annotation, cellular component: cytoplasmic vesicle. The record is from RefSeq and is a predicted model, not a curated record. The transcript has 3 exons. Lineage: Eukaryota; Metazoa; Chordata; Actinopteri; Perciformes; Anarhichadidae. Gene Ontology annotation, biological process: regulation of Rab protein signal transduction.